AUGCAGUCUCACGAAAUCGGCCACGAAGAUUAUAUAGAGGAUGUGGCCAGCAGGCUUAAAUCACAGCCCGAUAUACAGCCGGGCUUGAACAAGGAGGAUAUAGCACAAAAGAACGUUGGAACCCUGCAACGAAGACUCAAAUCACGCCAUGUUCAGUUUCUUGCUUUAUCUGGUGCUAUUGGGACGGGUCUCUUUGUCGGUGCCGGUCAAGUUAUCUCGUUAGCUGGUCCAUUAUCUGCAGUGCUCGCCUACUUCAUAACCGGCUUCAACCUAUACGCGGUGAUCAACAGCAUGGGCGAAAUGGCAACUUGGCUUCCUCUCCCAGGCGCUGUACCUGUUUAUGCUUCUCGAUUUGUUGACGAGGCUUUAGGCUUUACGCUUGGCUGGAACUAUUGGUACCAAUUUGCCAUUGGUGUUCCGAUCGAAAUUAGCGCCGCAGCUUUGGUGAUAGACUACUGGCCAAAUGGUGUGUCUUCUGCGGUCUGGAUUACGGUCUUAUUUGUCGCGAUAUUUGCGGUCAAUUGCCUGCCCGUUCGUGUCUAUGGCGAGUUGGAGUUCUUUCUUGGAUCCAUCAAGCUCACCACCAUCAUCGGCCUCAUGCUACUCAUGUUCAUCCCCACACUGGGCGGCACGCCAACGCACGAUCGUAUUGGUUUUCGGUAUUGGCAGAAUCCAGGUCCCAUGAAUGAAUAUAUCGAGACGGGAUCACUCGGUAAAUUUCUCGCGUUCUGGAAGGUCUUUAUCCAGGCGACCUUUAGUUACGGAGGUAGCGAGAUGGUAGUUGUUGCGGCCGGAGAGACGGAGAACCCACGAAGAAAUAUACCCAAGGCUGUUCGCCGUGUGUUUUGGAGAAUUGCUAUCUUCUACGUCGGCAGUAUUUUCUUGGUUUGUCUAUGCGUCUCAUCUCGGGAUCAUCGACUACUCAAUGCCAUCGAUUCCGGAGCAUCAGGGGCUGGAGCCAGUCCAUUUGUUAUUGCAAUUGAGAAUGGAGGCAUCAAAGUACUGCCUUCUAUCAUCAAUGCAGUUAUUUUGACAUCGGCCUUGUCUGCGGGCAAUUCUUUCUUCUACGCCUCCACUCGAAUCCUCUACUCUACAGCGCUAGAUGGGAAGGCACCGCGCAUACUUCGUUACGAGAAAUUUGGGGUUCCAUACGCCUGCGUGGGUGUCACAGCUGCAUUGAGUCUCCUUGUCUAUCUGAACGUCUCAGCGAGCUCCGCGGAUGUAUUCUUCUGGAUCAGCAAUCUGAGCUCUGUUAGCACGCUCAUUGUGUGGACAUCCAUCUCGAUCACUUACAUACGUUUCAACCAAGGAUUAAAGCGUCAUGGCAUCCCAAGAUCAUCAAUUCCAUUUAAAGCACCGUUUCAACCAUACAUGGCAUACUUUUCUGCAAUCUUCUCAUCCACGGUGGCAUUCUUCAACGGAUUCGAUGCAUUUUUUCCUGGUCACUUUAGCGCCAAGAGCUUCAUCCCUCCGUACAUUGACAUUCCUAUCUUUACCGGUCUUUUCCUUGGGUAUAAGAUUAUCUACAAGACGAAACUGGUGAAAGUAGAAGAAAUGGAUCUAUGGUCAGGCAAAGAGGAGGCUGAUGAAUUGGAAUCAACGUGGGAAGAACCGAAGCCACGGAACUUUCUUGAACGCAUUUGGUUUUGGAUUGCCUAG
This is a messenger RNA of Penicillium odoratum, 1659 nucleotides long. RefSeq lists its product as uncharacterized. Lineage: Eukaryota; Fungi; Ascomycota; Eurotiomycetes; Eurotiales; Aspergillaceae. The transcript is spliced from 2 exons. The record is from RefSeq and is a predicted model, not a curated record. Gene Ontology annotation, biological process: amino acid transmembrane transport. The coding region runs from base 1 to 1659 and encodes 552 amino acids. Gene Ontology annotation, cellular component: membrane. Gene Ontology annotation, molecular function: amino acid transmembrane transporter activity.